CCUGCCCUGCCCGACAGUCAGUCCCUCUCCUGGAAGCCUGCUGGUGAGGUUAGGCAGCUCCCCUGUCACUGUUCUCUACAGAGCAGAGAGGAGCCCCCUCUCCCACCAGGCAUUUCAGCCAGGACCCGACUGCAAGCUGCAGAACCCCAGGCUUGCCAGGACCCGAAAGGCAGAAGACUUGGGGACAUCCCGAGGAUCUGGGUGACAGGCAGACAGAGCUCACGGCCUGAGGCUGCGCUUUCCAUUCUGCCCGCCCUGAGCCCAGUGGAGCAGCAUGCCCAGACCGCCCAGGUUCCAGCCAGACGCCAGCUGCACCCACAGCAGGAGACACUCUCGCCUGUGGUCAGUGGUCUGGGCCUCCCUGAGGAAGACUGCGAUCAUCCUGUGGCUGCUGCUGUCUGGCACCUCCCUGUCCCCCAUGAGGGGACAGGCCAAGAUUCCCCUGGAAACAGUGAAGCUGUGGGCAGACACCUUCGGCGGGGAGCUGUAUGACACUGUGACCAAAUACUCGGGUUCCCUCUUGCUGCAGAAGAAAUUCAAGGAUGUGGAGCCCAGUCUGAGGAUCCAGGAGGUGGAUGGCUUGGAGCUGGUGCAGAAAAUCUCAGAUGACAUGGAGACCAUGCUACGCAGGAAAGUGGAGGCUGUCAAGAACCUGGUAGAGGCCGCCGAGGAGGCUGACCUGAACCAUGAAUUCAAUGAAUCUCUGGUGUUUGACUAUUACAACUCAGUCCUGAUCAACCAGAGGGAUGCAAAUGGCAACUACGUGGAGCUGGGGGCUGAGUUUGUCCUUGAAUCCAAUGCUCACUUCAGCAAUCUGAUGGUGAACACAUCCCUCAGCAGUGUGCAGCUGCCCACCAACGUGUACAACAAAGAUCCAGCUAUUUUAAAUGGAGUCUACAUGUCUGAAGCCUUGAACCCUGUUUUUGUGGAGAACUUCCGGAGAGACCCGACACUGACCUGGCAAUAUUUUGGCAGCUCCACUGGAUUCUUUCGGAUCUAUCCAGGCAUCAAAUGGACGCCUGAUGAGAAUGGAGUCAUUACCUUCGACUGCCGGACCCGCGGCUGGUACAUUCAAGCCGCUACUUCCCCCAAGGACAUAGUGAUUGUGGUGGACACCAGUGGCAGCAUGAAGGGGCUGCGGAUGACGAUCGCCAAGCACACGGUCUCUACCAUCUUGGACACGCUGGGAGAGAAUGACUUUGUUAAUAUCAUUGCGUACAGUGAUUACAUCCAUUACAUCGAGCCUUGUUUUAAAGGGAUCCUUGUCCAGGCAGACCGAGACAACCGCGAGCAUUUUAAACAACUGGUGGACAAGCUGAUGGUUAAAGGUGUGGGGGUCGUGGACCAAGCUCUGAGGGAAGCCUUUCAGAUCCUGAAGCAGUUCCAAGAUGCCAGGCAAGGAAGCCUCUGCAACCAGGCCAUCAUGCUGGUCACCGAUGGGGCCAUAGAGGACUAUGAGCCAGUGUUUGAGAAGUAUAACUGGCCGGAUUGCAAGGUCCGAGUUUUCACUUACCUUAUUGGGAGAGAAGUCACUUUUGCUGACCGCAUGAGGUGGAUUGCAUGCAACAACAAAGGCUACUACACGCAGAUCUCCACUCUGGCAGAUGCCCAGGAGAACGUGAUGGAGUAUCUGCACGUGCUCAGCCGCCCCAUGGUCAUCAACCAUGACCACGACAUCACCUGGACGGAAGCUUACAUGGACAGCAAGCUCUUCACCUCGCAGGCACAGAGCCUGAUGCUCCUUACCACUGUGGCCAUGCCGGUCUUCAGCAAGAAGAAUGAAACUCGGUCACACGGCAUUCUCCUGGGGGUGGUGGGCUCUGAUGUGGCCCUGAGAGAGCUGAUGAAGCUGGUGCCUCGGUACAAGCUCGGAGUGCAUGGCUAUGCCUUUUUGAAUACCAACAAUGGCUAUAUCCUCUCACAUCCUGACCUCCGACCCCUAUACCGAGAGGGAAAGAAACUGAAACCCAAACCUAACUACAAUAGCGUGGAUCUCUCUGAAGUGGAGUGGGAAGACCGAGCUGAAGUCCUGAGAACAGCCAUGAUCAAUGGGGAAACGGGUUCUCUCUCCAUGGAUGUGAAAGUGCCACUGGACAAAGGGGAGAAAGGCACCCCUCCAGCCAUCGCCCUGAAGCUAGACAACUCAGCUCCUACCCAGAUUUCCCUGGCACUUUUCAAGCUGCUGUCCCAGAGCUGGAGCUCAGAGCAAAAGAGAGUUCUUUUCCUGACCAAUGACUACUUUUUCACAGACAUCAGUGACACACCUUUCAGCCUGGGAGUGGUGCUGUCCCAGGGCCAUGGAGAAUACAUCCUCCUGGGGAACACAUCUGUGGAAGAAGGUGGGUCAGCACCAAGUACUGAUGGACAGUUUAGAGGGGAAAUGGAUGCUCCUGGGAUGCUAAGCAGGGCCAACCCCAGGCAGAGAUGGUUUGAGAGCCUCCCAGAUCGCAGGCUUGAAAGCAGCCUCUGGGAGCAGGGCUGCCUGGUUAGGAGGGGUCUGUGUGUCUCGGGCACCAGGCGUGUGAGACCAGCCAAUCAGCCAUCAAAACGACAGAGCCUAACAGCAUUGUCAGAUUCUGGGCGGCUUUGUGGACAGAGGGGCCUCAAGGGAACGUGCUUCUGGGAACAGACUCCUGCUGGCCCCAGGGAGUCAGAGCGUGUGGCAGACAUGGCCUUCCUGGGCACCCGGGCUGGCCUCCUCAGAAGCAGCUUGUUCGUGGGCUCUGAGAAGCUCUCUGACAAGAAGUUCCUGAGCCCUGAAGAUGAAGCCAGCGUGUUCACCAUGGACAACUUCCCUCUGUGGUACCGCCAGGCCACUGAGCAGCCUGCUGGCAGCUUUGUUUUUAACAUCCGUUUGGCAGAGGGACCAGGAAGUCCAGGCAAGCCAGUGGUGGUAACAGUGAGCACAGCUGUAGCGGUGACAGUGGACAAGAAGACAGCCAUUGCUGCAGUGGUGGGCAUCCAAAUGAGGCUGGAGUUCCUGGAGCGCACAUUCUGGGCAAGAGGUCCCAGGAGAGUGACCAUGUAUGACUACCAGGCCAUGUGCAAACCCCCAAAUCACCACCACAGUGCCGCCCAGCCCCUGGUCAGCCCCAUCUCUGCCUUUCUGACUGCGACCAGAUGGCUGAUGAACGAGCUCUUGCUGUUCCUGCUGGAGUGGAGUGCCUGGAGCUCCUGGCAUGCAGACAGCAGGGCCGAGGCCAAAGUUGUCUUCCAUCACUCCCACAAGCACAAGAAGCAGGACAUGCUGCAGCCCUGCGACACCGAGUACCCUGUGUUUGUGCACCAGAGGGCCAUCCAGGAAGCCAACGGGGUCAUCCAGUGUGGGGCCUGCCAGAAGAUAUUUGUGAUGGAACAGAUUCCCAAUAGUAACCUUCUCCUCCUGGUGACAGACCGCACCUGUGACUGUAGCAUCUUCCCGCCGGUCCUGCAGGAGGCUACAGAAGUCAAAUAUAAUGCCUCUGUCAAGUGUGACAGGAUGCGCUCCCAGAAGCUCCGCAGGCGACCGGAUUCCUGCCAUGCCUUCCAUCCAGAGGAGAACGCCCAGGACUGUGGCGGCACCUCAGACACCCCAGCCUCGCCCCCACUGCUCCUGCUGCCUGUGUGUGCCUGGGUGCUACCAUCCCAGCUGCUGCGAUGACCCACCCAGUCUGACAUCUGUUUUGACAAGGUGAUCCUUCCAGAGACAUUUUAAAGAGUCAGCAACUGACGUGGGGUCCAGCUCACUGCAGCUGGGUUGUCACCCACAUCAGCGCUCGUUCCCCUGCUUCCCGAGAUGGCUGGACGGAACCAGAAACUGCUUCUCAAGACCUUCCAGAGAGCCUGCGACCGCCCACCCCGUCUUCAUGGGCAUUCUCCCAUCCUUCCUUCCUCCUUUCCAGGAGUCUAGCAUGAGCUCAGCUUGGACCAAGACAAAAGAAUUUAGUUCUAUCUAUUCUCCAGAAGUCCAGACCCAGCCAAAGAAAAGGUCAGCUGUUUCUAAUGAAUCUGGCUGGUCUUCAGUAGAACCCAAAGACUUAAAGGUACUGAGAUGGAGGAGCAGAUGGAGACCAACAGCAGAAAUGAGACAAAGGCAAGAACAAGCCCCCACCUGAAACACAGCUUCCUGAAAGUGAGGUGCAUGGUGGGGGCAGCUCGGUUUCCUUUCUGCUGCCCAAAAAAGUUGUGUGUGUGUGUGUGUGUGUGUGUGUGUGUGUGUGAGAGAGAGAGAGAGAGAGAGAGAGAGAGAGAGAGAGAGAGAGAGAGAGAGNGAGAGAGAGAGAGAGAGAGAGAGAUGGGAAGGCAGGGAAGUGAACUGUAGUGGGAAAGACCCAGAAUCCUUUUGCGUCAAUAUGGCUACAUGUGAUGUCUGCAAACUAUUGCUAUUAAAAAACUUCUAAAAACAUCUUUGCAAAGCCCUAACUCAAAGGAAAUUUUGCAUCUCUCUAAGAAAAAGCCGACAGGGUGAGAUACACAGCUGCUGCACUGGAAGAUAAUGCGAGUUCGGCGGAGGCGGUUGGAAUAGCUGUGCCAAGCCAAGAAGUCCCAGGAAAAGAGCAGUCCUUCCCAGUGGCAUGGGUAGGGGUCUCCUGAGGCCCUAAGAGGGCCAAGUCCCAUGAUGGUCUUUUUCUGGCCACUGAUCUACAAAAGAGACUACCUGGCUCUGGUCCUGGGAUGGAAGUUUUGAGAACCAGUUUGCCAAGCAGAGUCCACCGGGAAGGAAGCUAAAUCUGGGAACUCACACUCCACACGCACACCACCUCCAGGGUCUUGUGGCCCUGGAAUUUCCUCCCUCCCCCAGACCUCUCCUGAAAGACAGCAGGCAUUGGGGGAACCCCUUCUCAGCCAGCCACAACUUCAAGGUACAAGUAUCCCACUAGCAAUCGGCCACUUCUCUCUAGAGAAAGCCAACUCAAUAAAACCCAUUACGUUAUUUGUAAAAUGCCCUAUAUUAUCAACCACACAAUGGUACUUCCACCACCGUUUACAUCUCACAACAAUCCUGUGAGGUAGGCAUGACAGUCUGGUUACAGUUUAAGAAAUCGAACCUCAGAGACCAACUCAAGCUCACUCACUC
Molecule: messenger RNA, 5056 nt
Organism: Hipposideros armiger (great roundleaf bat)
Lineage: Eukaryota; Metazoa; Chordata; Mammalia; Chiroptera; Hipposideridae
Gene: CACNA2D4
Product: calcium voltage-gated channel auxiliary subunit alpha2delta 4
Exons: 35
Coding region: 275-3640 (1121 amino acids)
Cellular component (GO): voltage-gated calcium channel complex
Molecular function (GO): voltage-gated calcium channel activity
Source: RefSeq, a predicted model, not a curated record